CUAUGGCCUAAUGACGCCUAGUGUGUUUUCCCCUUCAAAACAGGGAUCCAUUUCCUGAAUAACAUGCAAAUAUCUUAAUAUUACUCUCUUUUUUUAUUACAGUGAGAGUAUUGUUUAUAAGACAUAAGAAAAUGUAACUAUGAAAUGCAAAAUUGUAGGCCUAUUCAACGCAGCCAUGUCGAAUGAUCUAUAUCGUUAUGCUGUAUAUUGUCACGUUAUCUACACCACGCAUCGCGUUCUGUUUGAAAUUACAAAAAAAAGGACAGAGCACCAAACAAAUCUCAUAAGGAAGCCAUCUAUUUGCUUUCAGACACAGCAGAUCUCGGAUCAGUACGUCCCGAGUACGUCAAGCUAUGGCAUCAUCAAGCCAAUCAGAUCGCGGGACGCGCGCGAGCGUGUUGUGGUACAUGUGCGCGACGGAAGCGAGUGACAUGAGAAGUGCAUUAUAUUUCACGCACCAGAUGAAGUCAUACGCGAUCCUCAUUUUCCACAUUUGACUGGCUAUCAACGAGGACCAUGGCCUCCUCCGACCAUGACCAACAGUCCCUGCAGACUCAGAAACACUACUUGUGCGGUUCCGUCGCAGCGUUCGCCAACAUCGUCAUCACGUUUCCCAUACACAAGGCGCUGUUCCGCCAGCAGUUGUUCGGAGUGCAGACGUGGGAAGCCGUGCGCCAGCUCCAGAGGGACGGUUUGCGCACGCUGUACCGCGGCAUCCUGCCACCUCUACUGCAGAAAAGCAGCACUAUAGCCAUUAUGUUUGGUCUCUAUGAGGACUUCUCCAGGUUGCUGCGGCUGCACGCUCCUCAGAGCCCGGUCCUGUUAACGGACAGCAUCGCAGCAGUUUUAGCGGGAACAGCUGAAGCAGUCUUAACGCCUUUCGAGAGGGUCCAAACUCUACUGCAGGACCCGCGUCAUCACGGAAACUUUCAGAACACCGCGCAUAUUUUUCGCGUUUUGCUUCAACAACAUGGCAUCCGAGAGCUUUACCGUGGCCUUGUUCCAAUCCUACUCAGAAAUGGCCCUAGCAAUGUUUUUUUCUUUGGCUUGCGUGGACCCAUUAAGGAACUGCUCCCUGAAGCCGAGACAAAGGCAGCGCACUUGGUUAACGACUUUGUAUGUGGAGGGAUUCUGGGAGCGGGUCUCGGGGUGGUGUUUUACCCUCUCAAUUUAGUUAAGUCUCACGCGCAAGUACAGAUCGGAGGGGAGUUUCGGUCCUGCAGGGUGAUACUGGCAAACGUUUUGAGAGAGAGGGACAGGAAGGUGAGCCGUCUGUUUCGUGGUGUGCAUUUGAACUUCCAGAGAUCCGUUUUCUCGUGGGGAAUCAUAAAUGCUACGUAUGAACUUUUGCUGAAAAUGCUCUGAUGGAGAUGGUUCAGAGAAAAGAGUGGAAAAGAAGUCUUCCUCCUUCUAUUUCUGCUGCUAAAACCACAGCAUUAUAAACGGCACGUUUACUUGAAGUGCGACAUUUAAAGGGUUCAAAAUUGGGAUGAUAAAAAGUUUUCAUUUCUUUGCUGUCAAGGCUGUCUAAAAACGC
This is a messenger RNA of Puntigrus tetrazona (Sumatra barb), 1537 nucleotides long. RefSeq names its product solute carrier family 25 member 51a (gene slc25a51a). NCBI's taxonomy places the organism in Eukaryota, Metazoa, Chordata, Actinopteri, Cypriniformes, Cyprinidae. The record is from RefSeq and is a predicted model, not a curated record. Bases 517 to 1365 code for a protein of 282 amino acids. The transcript has 2 exons.